GUCCCCCUUCCCCCGCGUGCCCCGAUCUGACCCUCGUCCCCUCCUCUCCCCGCCCCACUGGCGGCGGUGGCGGCGGCUGCUGUUGUCACCCACCAGGCCGCCUGUCCCGCUUGCCCUCACCGCCGCGGGACUGGCCAGGCCGGGGACAGGCGGCCACCUUCUCAUCACCGCCGCCACCACCGCCAUGCUGGCCGUUCGCCCACCGCACUGGGGGCCCCAUCGCUCCCCAGCCCCCCGUGGGCCCAGCGCCAGCCCUGACCCGGGUCUCAGCGGCGGUGGCAGCCGAGGUGCAGGAUGCGAGAAGGCGCCCCCCGGCCGGGCUCCCGCUCCAGGCCUCACACCCCUGCGGCCCUCUGAGCCCACCAUGGCCGUCCCACCAGGCCAUGGUCCCUUCUCUGGCUUUCCGGGGCCCCAGGAACACACACAGGUAUUGCCUGAUGUGCGGCUACUGCCUCGGAGACUACCCCUGGCCUUCCGGGACGCAGCCUCAGCCCCGCUGCGCAAGCUCUCAGUGGACCUCAUCAAGACCUACAAGCACAUCAAUGAGGUAUACUAUGCGAAGAAGAAGCGGCGGGCCCAACAGGCGCCACCCCAGGACUCGAGCACUAAAAAGGAGAAGAAGGUCCUGAACCACGGUUACGACGACGACAACCACGACUACAUUGUGCGCAGUGGCGAGCGCUGGCUAGAGCGCUAUGAGAUUGACUCUCUUAUUGGCAAAGGCUCCUUUGGCCAGGUGGUGAAAGCCUAUGACCACCAGACCCAGGAGCUGGUGGCCAUCAAGAUCAUCAAGAACAAAAAGGCCUUCCUGAACCAGGCACAGAUUGAGCUGCGGCUGCUGGAGCUGAUGAACCAGCAUGACACAGAGAUGAAGUACUACAUAGUGCACCUGAAGCGGCACUUCAUGUUCCGGAAUCAUCUGUGCCUGGUGUUUGAGCUGCUGUCCUACAACCUGUACGACCUCCUGCGCAACACACACUUCCGAGGUGUCUCACUGAACCUGACUCGGAAGCUGGCGCAGCAGCUCUGCACAGCGCUGCUCUUUCUGGCCACGCCUGAGCUCAGCAUCAUCCACUGCGACCUCAAGCCUGAGAACAUCCUGCUCUGCAAUCCUAAGCGCAGUGCCAUCAAGAUCGUGGACUUUGGCAGCUCCUGCCAGCUUGGCCAGCGGAUCUACCAGUAUAUCCAGAGCCGCUUCUACCGCUCACCCGAGGUGCUCCUGGGCACACCCUAUGACCUGGCCAUCGACAUGUGGUCCCUGGGCUGCAUCCUUGUGGAGAUGCACACCGGAGAGCCCCUCUUCAGCGGCUCCAAUGAGGUGGACCAGAUGAGCAGAAUUGUCGAGGUGCUGGGCAUCCCGCCUGCGCCCAUGCUGGAACAGGCACCCAAGGCUCGCAAGUACUUUGAGCGGCUGCCUGGGGGUGGCUGGACCCUACGAAGGACAAAGGAACUCAGGAAGGAUUACCAGGGCCCCGGGACACGGCGGCUGCAGGAGGUGCUGGGCGUGCAGACGGGCGGGCCCGGGGGCCGGCGGGCGGGGGAGCCGGGCCACAGCCCCGCCGACUACCUCCGCUUCCAGGACCUGGUGCUGCGCAUGCUGGAAUAUGAGCCCGCCGCCCGCAUCAGCCCGCUGGGCGCUCUGCAGCACGGCUUCUUCCGCCGCACGGCCGACGAGGCCACCAACACGGGCCCGGCGGGCAGCAGUGCCUCCACCUCGCCGGCGGGCCUCGACACCUGCCCCUCCUCUAGCACCGCCAGUUCCAUCUCCAGCUCUGGAGGCUCCAGUGGCUCCUCCAGUGACAACAGGGCCUACCGCUACCGAUAUUGUGGGGGGCCUGGGCCCCCCAUCACCGACUGUGAGAUGAACAGCCCCCAGGUUAUACCCUCCCAGCCUCUGCGCCCCUGGGCAGGGGGUGAUGUGCCCCACAAGACACAUCCAGCCCCUACCUCUGCCUCGACAUUGCCAGGGACUGGGGCCCAGUUACCCCCCCAACCCCGAUGCCUUGGACGUCCCCCAUCACCAACAUCACCACCACCCCCGGAGCUGAUGGAUGUGAGCCUGGCAGGCAGCCCUCCAGAAUGCUCUCCACCUCAUCCAGCACCUGCCCCCCAGCACCCGGCUGCCUCAGCCCUCCGGACUCGGAUGACGGGAGGUCGACCACCUCUCCCACCCCCUGAUGACCCUGCCACUCUGGGGCCUCGCCUGGGCCUCCAUGGCGUACCCCAGAGCACAGCAGCCAGCUCAUGACCCUGCCCCCUCCCUGGGGCCCCUCCUGAAGCCAUACCCCCCCCCCAUCUGGGGGCCCUGGGCUCCCAUCCUCAUCUCUCCCCUUGACUGGACUUGCUGCUACCCAGCUGGGGUGGGUGAGGCCUGCACUGAUUGGGGCCCAGGGCAGGGGGUCAAGGGAGAGGGGUUUUGGCCGCACCCUCCCCACUAAGACUGGACCCUUGGCCCCCUCUCCCCCCUUGUUUUCUAUUUAUUGUACCAAAGACAGUGGUGGUCCGGUAGAGGGGAGAUUGCCCCUCACCCUAGGGCCCUAGGAGGGGGUGGGGGCAGGUAGGGGGAGAUGGCCUUGCUCCUCCUUGCUGUACCCCCCAGUAAAGAGCUUUCUCACAUGCCUGCCUGAGCGUUUGCAGGGCCUUGGCUCCCUCUCCUGACCCUCAGAGGCAUGGUGGGGAAGGUUGUGUGGGAAAGGGUGCCUUGUGGCGUGGGUAUAUCCCUCCUGGGGACAUCAUACUUGGUGCAGGCACGGGGCAGCGGGAAGUUGGUGGGCUGUAGAACCAUAGACACAUCCUGAACACAACGAUCCUGGCCCACAUUUGCCUUUUCCAGUAUAAAAGGCCCCUUUAUGGCCUAUUGCUGGAAAUAAUAAUGUCCUGCACUCGUCUGUCAGGGCUCUCAUAGAGUCCACCAAGGAGUGGCUUUUUGUGUCAGGCAGACACCCAGUAGGCUCUGGGUAUACUCCACGGGCCUUCCUUGGUACUAUCCAGACAGGCCAUGGGGACAGAUUUUACCCCACCUGUGUCCAGCCCAUUCUGGAGUCAUUGCAGAAUAUUGAGAUUCUCGGGCAAAAAGACGCUCCCUGACUUUCAGGUAAGUGAUUUUUGUUUCAUGGCAAUUUGGAACCAGCUGUCUCCCAGUCAGUCUUGGAAGAACCACCUGGUUCAAACUGUUAAGCACUCACAAUGGGCGGGCGCGGUGACUCCUGGGAGAUGGAGUUCUGCUAGGCUAGCUCUUUGCUCACUUUUCUUGGGGAACUACAAAGCCCAGAAGUCUCUGCGCACGUGGCUGGGGCCUGGUGUUCGCUGAGCUUU
Messenger RNA from Chionomys nivalis (European snow vole), 3315 nucleotides. It is a transcript of the gene Dyrk1b, whose product is annotated as dual specificity tyrosine phosphorylation regulated kinase 1B. The transcript has 11 exons. Bases 185 to 2248 code for a protein of 687 amino acids. Gene Ontology annotation, cellular component: nucleus. Gene Ontology annotation, biological process: positive regulation of DNA-templated transcription; peptidyl-serine phosphorylation; protein autophosphorylation. Lineage: Eukaryota; Metazoa; Chordata; Mammalia; Rodentia; Cricetidae. The record is from RefSeq and is a predicted model, not a curated record. Gene Ontology annotation, molecular function: ATP binding; protein serine/threonine/tyrosine kinase activity; transcription coactivator activity.